Lactuca virosa is the source of this 3249-nucleotide messenger RNA. NCBI's taxonomy places the organism in Eukaryota, Viridiplantae, Streptophyta, Magnoliopsida, Asterales, Asteraceae. The record is from the annotation of a GenBank genome assembly.
CAAAUCAACACAUACAUGGCAUCUUCAUCUUCUCGUUCUGUACCCACCUAUCCUUCUCAAUCAUGGAAGUACCAUGUUUUUCUUAGUUUUAGAGGGGAAGAUACUCGCAAUACUUUUGUGGGCCAUCUCUACUCAGCUCUUGAACAAAAAGGAAUUUACACUUAUAAAGACGAGAAAAAACUUCCCCGGGGUGAGUUGAUUGGUCCAUCCCUUAUGAAGGCUAUUGGAGAAUCACAGAUUGCCAUCAUCGUAUUCUCUGAAAACUAUGCAGAUUCUUCAUGGUGCUUAGAAGAACUUGCCUAUAUUAUGAAUUGCAGGGAAACGAGAGGCCAAAUCGUUAUUCCCUUAUUUUAUGAUGUGGAGCCCUCUGAACUGAGAAAACAAAAACAGAAGUAUGGAGAAGCAUUUCUCAAACAUGAGCUGGAGAAUAAGACUAAGGUUGAAUCCUGGAGAAAAGCACUUGUGGAUGCAAGUAACCUUUCUGGAUGGGACAUUGCCAACAGGCAUGAAUCAGAGUUCAUCAAAGAAAUUGUCAGCAAAAUCUCAAAGAUGUUGCAUCCACUAACUUCAAGUGUGAAUGACAACCUGGUUGGAAUAGAGACUCGUGUGCAAGAUUUGAAAUCAAGGUUGAAAAUUGGGUCAAGUGGUGUGCUCAAGAUUGGAAUAUGGGGGGUUGGGGGUGCUGGCAAAACUACUCUUGCGUCUUAUUUUUAUGAUGAAAUGUCUAGGGAGUUUAAUGGUUGCUGUUUUGUUGAAAAUAUUCGAGAGGAAUCAAGCAAGUAUGGUUUGAAAAAAUUGCAAGAAAAAAUACUUUCAAGUAUUUUGAAACACAAUGAAGUGCUAGGCGGGGUUAAGGAAGGUUCACAGAUGAUAAAGGAUAGGUUAUCCCAUAGAAAGGUGUUGAUUGUCCUUGAUGAUGUCGAUCAACUUGACCAACUAGAAGCAUUGGCUGGAUCACAUUAUUGGUUCGGUGAAGGAAGUCUAAUAGUAAUCACAACUAGAGAUGAGCAUUUAUUAACUGCUUAUAAAGUAGAUGUUAUACACAAUAUUAGAUUGUUAAACGAUCAUGAGGCUAUUCAGCUUUUGUGCAUCCAUGCACCCCGGGAUAAGAUACCUAUGGAAGAUUAUGGGCUACUUUCAAAAGAGGUGGUCCGGUAUGUUGAUGGGCUCCCAUUAGCACUCAUAGUUAUCGGUCGUUUUUUAUGUGACAAAAACUUGAAUGAGUGGAGGAGUGCCUUGUUUAGAUUGAAAGAAAUCCCACAUGAUAAGAUUAUGGAAAAGCUAAAAAUCAGCUAUGAUGGACUUACAAGGGUUGAACAAAAGUUGUUCCUAGAUAUUGCAUGCUUUUUUAGGUGGGAGAAGAAAGAUAGGGCAAUGGAGAUGCUUGAUGCUUGUGGUUUUCAUGCAGUUAUAGGAGUAAAGGUGUUGAUGCAAAAGGCUCUCCUAAAUAUAUCGAAUGGAAUGUUUGAUAUGCAUGAUCUGGUGCAAGAAAUGGGACACCACAUUGUUAGAGGAGAACACCGUGACAAUCCUGAAAAACAUAGUAGGAUUUGGAAGGAGGAAGAUGUUGUAAGCAUAUGUGCUAUGGACGCAACAACGGAACUUGACAUGAUUGAAGCAAUCAGAUUUAAACACAAUAGUGUGGAUCACAUACAAAGGUAUAAACAUCUUCAUCCGUUUGUUGCAAACACGAAGAACCUUAGGUGGAUUGAAUGGCAAGGUGAUCUUCCAAGUCCAUUGCUUACUAACUUUCCACAAAGGAAGCUUUGUUGUCUAAUAUUGCAUAACAGCUCUCGUACACAACUUUGGGAGGGUUAUAAGAUACUGCCAAAUUUGAAGAUAAUGGAACUCUGGUAUUUGUCUUUCCUAAUGAUAACACCAAAUUUUAAUGGGCUUCCACAUCUUGAAAGAUUCAAGCUUACUGGAUGUCGGCUAUUAGAAGAGAUUCAUCCAUCGAUCGGAUGUUUGGAAAGGCUUGUCUUCUUAUCUAUAGAAGAUUGUAGGAGACUUAAGAUGUUUCCACCCAUUACCCAACUAAAGAAACUCAAGACCCUUUCAUUCUCAGGGUGCUACAAACUUUUUAAGCUCUCUGAGAUCCAACAGAAUAUGGAUAAUCUUCAUUUAUAUAAUAUUGGUGACACAAAACUUGGGUUACAACUUUUUUGCAACUUACAAGAACUCGUCUUAAAAAAGUUGGACCUGAGCUGGUGUUGUUUGGAAGAUGAUGACAUGAGCUAUGCUCUUUGGGAGUUACCUAACUUGCAAGAACUCAAUCUAGAAGGAAAUAAGUUUUCACAAUUAAGUUUUACUCGCUUGCAGCUUCCUCGGCUCAAACGGCUCGAUGUGUCAUGGUGCAGAAAUCUUGUUGAAUUGUCAGCGCUGCCAUUAAGUAUAGCUAUUGUUAAGGCGGAUCAUUGUAGGUCACUCAGAAGCUUUGGAGAUGUUUCAAACUGUAAAUGGUUGUGGAACUUCUCACAUCGCUGGGAGAGCAAACUUAGUGAAGCUGGCAUAUUACUAAACUCCAUGCUCCAGGGAAAUGCUGUUGAAGAUCACUAUAUCAGUGUUGCUUUUGAACGUCAGAUUCCAAAGGGGUUUGUGGGUAGGUUCUUUACGGGGUACGGGUACUCAUUUACAAGGCGUCGUCCACGUAAUGCCAAUGAUAGUGAGCACACAUUUACAUUGCGUCUUCCAGAUGAUUGGUACAAUGACUUUUCUGGGUUCUUAAUACGCAUUGUUACCAACAAUAAACUUCCGGAUAUUAAUAUAAUAUUCACGCAUGAGGUAUAUGAAAAAGAUUUGAGAUUUGAGAUUUGGCAGGACUCUAAUGAGGCACCGGGGCCUGAAUAUUUAAAAGGAGAAGUAAAGACGUAUGUGGGAUAUGUUUCUUUUAGUUCCUUGAGGCAGACCACAUCGUUAAAUUCAUCAUACAAUAUUAUUUCAUUUUCCAUAGAGGAUAUGGAUUGGAGUUCGUUUGCAGCUGAACUUGUUCCUAGGGAAAGAAAAGAUGAUGCCGAUAAAUCACGAAAAGUCGCAACAGAUUCAGAAUAUUGGAAUGAUGAACAUGAUACGCGCAAGGCAUUUAUGAUCCAACAUGAUUUAUACUCUUUUAUCCAGAUAUUAUGGCAACCUUAGGACACCAUCUAGCAAACCCAGUACCUAUAUCUAUGACUAUUUUGGAUUCAUAGUUCAUGCUCUCGUUGUUUUCUUUUGAGUUAUUAUUAUCAAAUGAUCAUGUUGUUGUAAACCAAC